CAUAACAAGGCGAGGAUUUCUUUGCUCGAUGGGCGUGUUUUUUCCCCCCCUCCUUUCCUUCCCUUUCCAGGCAGGGAAGCCAAGUUGCGACACUUUUCAAGUUUCAGCAUGAGAGGAGCCACACUGGAAUGAAAAAGAAGAGAAGAAAAAAAUAUUAAGACUCACCCAGGAUAUAUUUUGAAUGCGCAAAAGAAAAGUAUGAAAGCGUCACGCGCCGUUUGAUUUGGACCAUUCCUGUUGCAACAUUAAACAAAAAACAAAAGCGUCACGUUUCUUCAUGACCCCGCUACCGAGCUGAAAACAUCGAAAUGGAACCUCCUCCGCCGCAACCUCCCCCGCCGCCGUUACUGCCCCCUCCUCCGCCGCCGCCGCCCGGCCUGGGAAACUCGAUAACGGCUCGCCGACGCUCUAGGAUGCGGAACUUCAACUGGGAGACCAUCCCUAAGCACUCGGUGAUGGGCAAGCGCAAUAUUUGGACGGAGGAUCGGACGGACGGCGACUACAACUUGGAUACCGACCACAUGGAGGAGCUGUUUAGCCACAAGCGGGCCCAGCAGCGGGACCAGGAGGUCGCCAAUCUGGCGAGAGGGGCGCUCACUGCUACCUCUGGGGGAGAACUGGUGUCCAUUCUCAGCGCCAAGAGAAGCAUGAACAUCGGCAUUUUCCUCAAGCAGUUCAAGCGGCCUGUGACAGAUAUGAUUAAGGAAAUCAAGGCUGGAAAUGGCCUCGCUUUCCCUCCUGGGAAACUUCGAGAGUUGUGUAAACUGCUGCCAGAUGACGGGGAGCUAAAAAAUCUCCUCAAAUUCAACGGCGACCAAUCAGCACUCCCAGAUGCAGACCUGUUCAUGCUCAUGCUAGUCCAGAUUCCCGGGUACAAAGAGCGUCUGAGUAGCUUGGUCCUCAAGGAAGAGUUUUUCCCUUUCAUGGCGGAGAUGAGAGACUUCAUCGCCACUUUGAAAGCUGCGGGAAACGAGCUUUUGGAUUGUGACAGUCUGCACUCUGUGAUCCGCUUGGUUCUGAAGACCGGAAAUUACAUGAAUGCUGGCGGCUACGCCGGCAGCGCGGUCGGGUUCCGGAUGGCGUCCCUGCUGAAGUUGGUGGACACCAAAGCCAACAAACCAGGGAUGAAUCUAAUGCACUAUGUCGUGAUGCAAGCUCAGAAGGCCGAUGUAUCGCUUCUCAACUUUCCCAAGCAACUCGCACACAUUAAAGCUGCUGCAAGAAUCAAUCAAAGUGACAUUGAAGCAGAGUUUGAUCGUCAAGUUCGAAAAGUGAGCGCUGCCAGAGCCAAUACUUUGAAGCAGGAAGAUCUCAAGACUCAGAUGGAGGAUUUCCUCAAGGAUGCUGACUCCUGCUUGGAUGAAGUCGAAGUUGAUCUCCAGGAGCUCCAGUCAACCAGCGACUCUGUGGCGCAGUACUUUUGCGAAGACCCCAGCAAGUUCAGACUGGAGGAAUGUUGCUCCAUCUUUGACUCCUUCUGCGAGAGGUUUCUUCGAGCCGUGCAGGAAAACACAGCCCGGGAGGUGGCGGAGGUGAAGCGACGUCACAGGAACCGUCUGCAAAGUGUCGCCAAGCGCCGAUCCACGGCGACCUGCUCCGUCAGAGACAAAGAAAUGGAAGGUAUCGCCUUGGAGUCCAUCCUGCAAAACUUCUUGACCAACCGGCUUCAGAGGAGAAGGUCGGGUCGACCUGCGUCCACUCACGGAAGCCCCCAAAUGGGAAGCCUUUCUGAGAUGAACCUCCCUGAGCUGAAACGAGCAGGAUCUUUGAAGGUGACGGCUAAGAAAGAAUGGAAUUCAGCCGCGGAACUCAACGAAACUAGCCUGGACGACAACACGGAUGUUUCCUCGGAAAUGGAUAGCAGAGAAGAGGAAAUCCUCGGUGGCGUUGAGGAGUCCAGCAGCAGUAUUUCCCCGUCGGGUCAAUCGGUUUCCGCUGUUGACAAGGACGAUCUUCAGGACAAUAACGAGGAAGAGGCUCAGAAACUGCGCGAAGCCUCCAAGAAGGUUUUUCUCUACCAGAAUAGCCGAGGCAGCGUCUCCUCUGCGGAUUCUUCCGGCGAAAACCCCAAAUCUCCUAAAACUCCCGGUCCUCCUACGCGUCAACAUACUUUAGACUUGGAGACCGACCGAUACCCCGGCGACCCUACGAACGAGGACCUGGUCCGGUUCCUGCUCAGCUCUCCGCCGUCCUCAAAACGUAACAUUCCCCGCAGACACACUCUACCCGUCAAAGUCCAAAAGAAAGAAGAAACCGAGGAAGAGGACGACCGAGAGACCGGGUAUAAAUCCAAACAAGUGUUUGCCGACCUACUUCAAAAACAAGAACCUCUGUCUGCCGAGAGCGGGGUUAGCCAAGAAGAGGAGCGGGACCGCGAGGAAGACGUAGAAACGAAGGGUUCGAGCGGCAAGUCGGAGUCCACCGGAUUGUUUUUCGGCUUUUUGAAGCGCCUCGGUGACAUCGGUCGACUGCAGACCGGCAAGGAAAACAGCCAGCGGGUUGUCGGGACUGACGUGUAGGGCGAUACUUAUCGGAACAAUCUCUCCGGACAAAAAUGACACCCAAAUACUUGCCCGAAUCGACCCCAAAUGUACUUGCGGACAAUGAUUUGGGAUUGUUUAAAACACAAAGACAACAGCUACGGUCCCUGACAAAGUCUUGUCGCUUAUCCAUUUUGUAGAAACAAUUGCUAAUAACCUGACUUUUAAUUCUUCAAUGGUUUCAGAAAUGGCU
This is a messenger RNA of Corythoichthys intestinalis (scribbled pipefish), 2733 nucleotides long. It is a transcript of the gene fhdc4, whose product is annotated as FH2 domain containing 4. The coding region runs from base 309 to 2519 and encodes 736 amino acids. Lineage: Eukaryota; Metazoa; Chordata; Actinopteri; Syngnathiformes; Syngnathidae. The transcript has 12 exons. The record is from RefSeq and is a predicted model, not a curated record.